Messenger RNA from Colius striatus (speckled mousebird), 4559 nucleotides. It is a transcript of the gene CPEB3, whose product is annotated as cytoplasmic polyadenylation element binding protein 3. NCBI's taxonomy places the organism in Eukaryota, Metazoa, Chordata, Aves, Coliiformes, Coliidae. Gene Ontology annotation, biological process: negative regulation of cytoplasmic translation. Bases 395 to 2407 code for a protein of 670 amino acids. The record is from RefSeq and is a predicted model, not a curated record. The transcript is spliced from 10 exons. Gene Ontology annotation, molecular function: translation factor activity, RNA binding; mRNA regulatory element binding translation repressor activity; ribosome binding. Gene Ontology annotation, cellular component: cytoplasm; neuron projection; synapse.
GAAAGGAAAGCCAACGGAAAAGCAGCGAAAACUUCCUCACUCGAGGCAGCCAGGGCAGCUCCUCCUUCAACAGGCGGGGACGAAGCGGAGGACCGGUUGCUGAGACAGGCCGGAGCUGCACAUAGAAGCUCCGCGGGCCGCGCCGCGCAUGCCAGGGAGAGGGCCGACGGCAACGCCUAUGUGAUGUCAGCGCCGAGCGCAGCCCCGACUCGCCUCACCAAGUACCCGGCCACAACAGGACUACGCUGCGCGGGGAGCGGCGGCCCUGCGGUGCGCUGGGAAGUGUAGUCCUGCCGCCGCCGGGACUUUAAAGGUCCGGCGGGACGCGUCCCUCCGCCCUUUCCUCUCCCUAUGCCUCUCUUCUCUGCCGUCACAUAGGGCAGCUGCGCAAACCAUGCAGGAUGAUUUACUGAUGGACAAAAGCAAAGCCCAGCCCCAGCAGCAGCGGCAGCAGCAGCAGCAAGAUCCAAACUCAGCAGAAGCCCCCUCUACACCCAUCUCGUCGGAGACACCCAAAUCAGAAGACAACAGUUCAGUGACUAGUAUCGGCACAUCGGCUCCUUCCCAAAAUAGCAAGGAGAAGAUGCAGAUGGAGUCUCCCAUUUUGCCUGGCUUGAGCUUUCACCAGCCUCAACAAGAACCUGCAGCCGGCACCUCCUUGUCUCCCUCCUUUGGCAGCACCUGGUCUACAGGGACCACAAACACAGUGGAUGAUAGCUUUUUCCAAGGGAUUACUCCAGUCAAUGGGACAAUGCUUUUCCAGAAUUUUCCACACCAUGUCAACCCUGUCUUUGGUGGCACUUUCUCACCUCAAAUUGGCCUAGCUCAGACUCAACACCACCAACAUCAGCAGCAGCAGCAGCAAGCGCAGCAGCAGCAGCAGCGGAGGUCACCUGUAAGCCCUAAUCAGGCACCUUUCGCCCAGAGAAAUGCUGCUUACAGCCAUCAGCCCAUCAUGACCAGCAAACCGUCUUCCUCUUCUGCUUCCUCUUCUUCUUCCUCCAGCUGGAAUAACCAUCAAAACGCAGCCUGGAGUACACCUUCCAACCCUUGGGGUGGGCUGCAGGCUGGUAGGGACCCUCGAAGGGCAGUUGGAGUGGGGGUUGGUGUGGGAGUGGGAGUCGGCGUACCGUCCCCACUCAAUCCCAUUUCACCCCUUAAAAAACCGUUCUCCAGCAAUGUCAUUGCCCCUCCGAAGUUCCCCCGGGCUGCACCCUUAACCCCCAAAUCCUGGAUGGAAGACAACGCGUUCAGGACAGACAAUGGCAACAAUCUGUUGCCUUUUCAGGACCGGAAUAGGCCCUAUGACACUUUUAACUUGCACUCUUUGGAAAAUUCCUUAAUGGAUAUGAUAAGGACUGAUCAUGAGCCUCUGAAAGGUAAACACUACCCUCCCAGUGGCCCACCAAUGAGUUUCGCUGAUAUAAUGUGGAGGAAUCAUUUUACAGGGCGUAUGGGAAUAAACUUCCAUCAUCCAGGAACAGACAAUAUUAUGGCUCUUAAUAGUCGAUCUUCACUAUUUCCUUUUGAAGAUGGCUUCCUAGAUGACAGUCAUGGUGAUCAGUCCUUAUCAUCGGGUCUCAGCUCUCCAACACGCUGUCAGAAUGGUGAAAGAGUAGAACGCUAUUCUAGAAAGGUGUUUGUUGGAGGUCUUCCUCCUGACAUUGAUGAAGAUGAGAUCACUGCCAGCUUUCGUAGGUUUGGACCUCUUGUGGUGGACUGGCCUCACAAAGCUGAAAGCAAGUCAUAUUUUCCACCUAAAGGUUAUGCCUUUCUGCUCUUCCAGGAAGAAAGCUCUGUCCAGGCUCUGAUAGAUGCCUGUCUGGAAGAAGAUGGGAAACUUUACCUGUGUGUGUCAAGUCCCACAAUCAAGGAUAAACCAGUGCAAAUUCGACCUUGGAACCUAAGUGACAGUGACUUUGUGAUGGAUGGCUCUCAGCCUUUGGAUCCAAGAAAAACUAUCUUUGUUGGAGGAGUUCCACGGCCACUCCGAGCUGUUGAAUUGGCAAUGAUUAUGGACCGUUUAUAUGGAGGUGUCUGCUACGCUGGUAUUGAUACAGACCCAGAGUUGAAGUAUCCAAAAGGUGCUGGCAGAGUGGCUUUCUCCAAUCAGCAGAGCUAUAUUGCUGCUAUCAGCGCUCGCUUUGUCCAGCUCCAACAUAAUGACAUUGAUAAACGGGUGGAAGUGAAGCCAUAUGUGCUGGAUGACCAGAUGUGUGAUGAAUGCCAGGGCACUCGCUGUGGUGGAAAAUUUGCUCCGUUCUUUUGUGCCAACGUUACCUGUUUGCAGUAUUACUGCGAAUACUGCUGGGCAAGCAUACACUCUCGUGCUGGGCGAGAGUUCCACAAACCACUGGUAAAGGAGGGAGGUGACCGGCCCCGCCACGUCCCGUUCCGCUGGAGCUGAACCCCCGGCCUCGCCCAGCAACAAGUACUGGAGGAGAUAAAACCGAGUGAAGAGAGAGCGCUGCCUCAGGGCUUAGUGUUCUGGAAAUCUGUGCAUUUGUCCUCGACUUUAAUGAAGAUAUGGGUCUUUUUAUUACUAUUAUUAUUAUUUACAGUCACAUUACUGAACUCAGUGUCCAGUAUAAUACAAACCGGCAGAGUGUAACUGUACUGAUUUUGCACUUUGAUUCACACAAACAUCUGCUUGGUACCUUAAUUUCCUACACAAGACUUGUCACUAGUGACAUUACGUAGACUGCCAUUCUCAUCAGCCUUCACUGGGUUGAUGUGUAUGUGAUGAAGAUUUUUUUAUUAUAAUUAUAAUUAUUUUAUUUUUAAACUGGAGCAUGCACUUAUUUUCAGAAAUUUAGACUUGCCCCUAGCAGAUGACUUACCAAAGGUAAUAUUCACAAGUAGGUGGCAGAUGUAGCAGAAACUUAAACAGAUAUUCAGCAAUCAUUAGUUUGGGUCAUUUAGAGUAGUAAUAACCCUUAAAGAAAAUAAGCCUUUAGUUGCUCUCCAUUUUGACUUGUAAGGAUGAUACCUCAUAAGCUGGAUCAGACGUUUUUCUUUUGUUUUGCUGAGGUUUUUUUGUUUGUUUGUUUGUUUGUUUUGUUGUUUUGGUUUUGUUUUUUUUUUGUUAGGUCUUUUAGUGUUACGUAAAUGUAUGCUGCAAUAGCUUUUGCUGCUAUUAAAAUGGUAUUACUAAUACCAUAAUACUCUAUUCAGGCUAGGGUAUCAAUUAAAAAAUGAAUAUGUGAUUAAAAUAGUGAUGGCUGCUGAAAGGAGAUCAGUAUAGCAUACAGAAAAGCUUCCAAGGAAGGUCAAUAUUUUUUGACUGCAUGUUUACUUAAUCAGGUUGCUGCAUGCAAUAAAUUUUAUAUAUGUCUGAUAUAAAACCUGCCCACAAUGCACAAAUUAUGAAUCUACGUAGGCUACAAAAUACUCAGUAACAACAACAACAAAUUGAUUACUGACUGGAGGAAGGCAUGCCUCAGUAAAUGUAAUGCUUCUGAAAUUAGGAUCAGCCCAUUACAGAAUGACCUAUAUUACAACAAAUAUAAAAACUAGCUGUAGGAUAUUCUUAAAACAAAUUUGUGGAUGGUAGAUGAAGUACUUUGCGGUGCUCUGUUAUAUAUCGUGCAAUUUAUUUUAUAUAGUCAAGUGAUUAUGUCUAGUACUGUGAUCAAACUUAACUGUUAAAGCCUCUGUAUCCAACAUUAACACAUUUUUUACAGUUCAUAACAGGUACAUAAACAGAAAUGAGCUCUUAGUUACAAUCUCUCCUAAUGCUCGCAUCAUUUAUGUAGCUGCAGACCUUGUCCAGAAAACCAAAGAGCUCAUGCUAGCGUACAUACACUACCGAUUAGCUAGUCUGUCAAACUAAUAAACUAGGCACAUUUAAGAAAGUUAGGAAAAAAAGUGGUGCUAAAGAAAUGUCUGCAUACAAAAGUACAAUGAGAUGUCUGCUCUGUGGAUGUGGCGUUAUCUCUCUAAUCCCUGGAUGUAUCCUGUGAAGCUUGAAUACAAUUGAGACCUGCUAACACAGUGGACAUUUUUUUAGCAUGAACUAUGGGGCUGCAGAUAGCAUCUAAAUAUAAACACACUUGGAAUACUAAUGAGUGUGAGAAUGUGUACACUAUUUCUUUUCUUUUUUCCUCCUUUGUGGUUUUUUUUUUUUGCAGUUCUGGGGACAAUCUGACUGGAUAUGACACCGCACAGUAGAUUUAAAUGUUCUGGGUUUUGUUUGUCGUGCUGUCCUGUUUGUGUCUAAGUUAGUGAGCUGUUUUUCCUGACCCGAGUAUUGGCUUUGAAAGGAAAUUUUUUUUUUCUGUUUUUGGAGAAAAAAAAAAAAAGAAAAAAUAGUUUUUUACUGGUUUCAAAUGCUUAUUCUAGUUAUCCCUUUUGAAGUUACUUCUGGGCGGUUUUGUGAUAUUGCUUUUCCCAGCCCAGGUGUCUUUUCUGUUGUUUUUUUCAUCUGUACAAGACAUUUUGUUAUGCACUACUUUUUGUAUCUAGACAGUUUUCAACAGUUGGCUGAUGAUUUUUUUUAAAGAAAAAGGCAUGCUUUCUGACUGACAUGAUCUUUUGCAAUACCUCAAUUUUGAAAUAUA